This is a messenger RNA of Dibothriocephalus latus, 375 nucleotides long. NCBI's taxonomy places the organism in Eukaryota, Metazoa, Platyhelminthes, Cestoda, Diphyllobothriidea, Diphyllobothriidae. The record is from the annotation of a GenBank genome assembly.
AUGGCAAUUCCUCACAUUGCAGAGUCCAUGGAAAUUGUGAUUCCUGAUGCAGUUCUCAAUACAAAGCUGGAGGAGAAAUCUGCGGACAAUAGCACAUCCUCCCCUCAUACCCUACAGAUUGCUUAUCUUAGCAUUCGAGAUAUCAGCUCAAUCAUUAAUGCCCGUAGACGUUUUAUUCCCGUCGCCGAUACGACUGCCUGGAAGAGAAUGGCUCUGCUCAACACCAGAAGGCUUCUCGACCUGGCAUUUAAGCGACACGCAGUUGUACAGUGCCAAAGAACAGCAUCUGCAAGUAAAGGAUCAGCUCUCUCGGGGACGCAUGAUUACAAUCACACAUCCGUUCUAAAACCCAAUUGUCUUACGUGUGUUGGUUAA